This is a messenger RNA of Struthio camelus australis, 3263 nucleotides long. NCBI's taxonomy places the organism in Eukaryota, Metazoa, Chordata, Aves, Struthioniformes, Struthionidae. The record is from RefSeq and is a predicted model, not a curated record.
AUGACAGGAAAAAACUUUCAGACUGUAGGCAGUAAGCACAAACAAGGAACCUGGGAGCGCGAUCGGCCCCAAGGAAGCCAAACCCGUUCGCUUCGGUUCCAGAACAGCGACGGGGAGGUCAAAUACUUGCGUGAUGCCGAAGAACUGAUUCGGCCAGAGCGGAACACGCUGAUCGUAAGCUUUGUGGAUUUGGAGCAGUUCAAUCAGCAGCUUUCUACCACUGUUCAGGAGGAGUUUUACAGAGUUUAUCCUUAUCUCUGCCGAGCAGUAAAGACUUUUGCCAGAGACCAUGGAAAUGUUCCUUCAAACAAGGACUUUUAUGUCGCAUUCCAAGAUCUACCUACCAGACACAAAAUUCGAGAAUUGACAUCAGCAAAAAUUGGCUCACUGAUGCGUAUCAGUGGACAGGUGGUACGUACCCACCCAGUUCAUCCCGAACUUGUGAGUGGAACCUUCCUAUGCCUAGACUGUCAGACAGUGAUUAAAGACGUGGAACAGCAAUUUAAGUACACGCAACCAAAUAUCUGCAGAAACCCAGUUCGCAUUCAGGAAACACAGGCCGAGCUGCCGCGUGGUAGCAUUCCUCGUAGCGUAGAAGUGAUCUUGCGUGCAGAAGCAGUAGAGUCUGCUCAGGCUGGUGACAAAUGUGACUUCACAGGAUCACUGAUUGUCGUGCCUGAUGUGGCUCAACUCUCAACACCAGGGGUGCGUGCAGAGACUGGCUCCCGGGUAAGCGGGACGGAGGGCUAUGAAACCGAAGGAAUCCGAGGACUUCGUGCCCUGGGAGUCAGAGAGCUGUCAUAUAAACUAGUCUUCCUAGCUUGUUAUGUUGCACCAACAAAUCCACGGUUUGGUGGAAAAGAGCUCCGAGAUGAAGAACAGACUGCGGAAAGCAUUAAGAACCAAAUGUCUGUGAAAGAAUGGGAAAAGGUGUUUGAAAUGAGCCAGGAUAAAAACCUCUAUCACAAUCUGUGUACCAGCCUCUUCCCCACUAUCCACGGUAAUGAUGAAGUGAAACGUGGAGUUCUGCUGAUGCUUUUCGGAGGAGUUCCAAAGACCACUUCAGAAGGCACUUCACUGCGUGGGGACAUCAAUGUUUGUGUUGUUGGUGAUCCAAGUACAGCCAAGAGCCAAUUUCUAAAGCAUGUGGAAGAGUUCAGUCCUCGUGCCGUGUACACCAGCGGAAAGGCCUCCAGUGCCGCCGGUCUAACGGCGGCUGUUGUAAAAGAUGAAGAGUCUCACGAAUUUGUUAUUGAAGCUGGAGCACUGAUGUUGGCAGAUAAUGGGGUUUGUUGCAUUGAUGAAUUUGACAAAAUGGACAUGCGGGAUCAAGUAGCCAUUCAUGAAGCAAUGGAGCAGCAAACUAUAUCCAUUACUAAAGCAGGAGUAAAGGCUACCCUGAAUGCCAGGACCUCCAUUUUGGCUGCAGCAAACCCAGUUGGUGGGCGUUAUGACAGAUCCAAGUCACUGAAACAGAAUAUAAACCUGUCAGCUCCCAUCAUGUCUCGGUUUGAUCUCUUCUUCAUUCUUGUGGAUGAAUGUAAUGAGGUUACAGAUUAUGCCAUUGCCAGACGCAUAGUGGAUCUGCAUUCCAGAAUAGAAGAAUCUGUUGAUCGGGUCUAUUCAUUAGAUGAUAUCAGAAGGUAUCUGCUGUUUGCAAGACAGUUUAAACCAAAGAUAUCUAAGGAAUCCGAGGACUUUAUAGUGGAGCAGUAUAAACGACUGCGUCAGCGUGAUGGUUCUGGAGUGACAAAGUCAUCCUGGAGAAUCACAGUGCGACAGCUGGAAAGCAUGAUUCGACUGUCUGAAGCUAUGGCCCGUAUGCACUGCUGUGAUGAGGUUCAUCCAAAACAUGUGAAGGAAGCUUUCAGGCUUUUAAAUAAAUCUAUCAUUAGAGUUGAGACUCCUGACAUCAAUUUAGACCAAGACGAAGAACAGCAAAUGGAGGAUCAAGAGGACCAAGAUGGAGUCAAUGGUGAGGCAGAAGCUCCAGCUGGGGUCACUGGUCUUGUGAAUGGGAUCAAUGGCCAUCCUGAGGACGUGAGCAAGGAUGCUGUACCCAAAGCUUCUCUUAGACUGGGCUUCUCUGAGUAUCGACGGAUUUCUAAUCUCCUUGUGCUGCACCUCAGGAAAGCAGAGGAAGAAGAGGACGAUUCAUCGUUAAAGAAGAGUGAACUUAUUAAUUGGUAUCUAAAGGAAAUUGAAUCUGAAAUAGAGUCUGAAGAAGAGCUUAUAAACAAAAAGAAGAUCAUAGAGAGAGUCAUUCAUCGACUUAAACAUUAUGAUCACAUUCUUAUAGAACUGUCCCAGUCGGGCCUGAGAGGCUCCAGAGAAGAGGAGACUUUCGAUGAAGACCCAUACCUGGUUGUCAACCCUAACUACCUGCUGGAAGACUAAGGGCUGAGAACUGGAUUAUGGACCUGACUAGUUAUGUGUUGGAAAAUGCAUUCUCUCUGAAUUCUUACAAUAGUUCCUAUAUAGCUAACAUCUUCAAUUUAUAUGAAUGCUUGACUGUCGAAUGGACCAACACGCGGUUAGUAAUACAUGACUGAACAUAUACACUGAACGUACUUGGGAUGUUUUUAAACAAAUGACACGUUAACGUAUUGGUUCGUUACUCGUUCUGGGUUUCACUGCCAUUGUCCAGAUGCAGAGGAAAGUCAUCCAAUAGCUCUUUUCAGCAUCAAGCUGUGUACAUGCUUCUGUUUUAAAUGAGAGGAAUUUUGCAUUAUUCUUCUAUUGUAUUUAGUAAACUUGUUAUGCUAUAGAUUUUCACUGUUUUUCUUAUAAAUAAAAGAUCAUUACAUGUCUGUAGAUGUCUGGGGGUGGCUUUGUUGUCACUGGUAUGUGGGGUUGCUGUUUUCAUUGCGUGUGCUUUGAUGCUGAAAAAUUAGUGAUCUGAAUACAUAGUGUUUUAAGAAAUACUUAACCUUCUAGAUGACUGAUGCUGGUUUUUAGGAAAACUUUUAAACUUCUAAGGGAUAGUGACAGCAUCUGAUUGUAUCUCUCUGUUCUUGGAUGGACUUUUUGUACACGCUCCUGGUGCACUUUUAAAAUAGAACAUUCAAAAUAGCCAAGGCCAAAGCAAAGUUUUAAUCCAGGAGGGCAAAACCCCCUAUCUUUAGUGAAUGCCUUGACUCGUAAGUGAAGUGAAAGGUGGCAUGAUUUGUGAAGGGCUUUUUGAGUGUAUUUGCAAACUUGUUCUUAGUCUUUAUUUAGAAGAAAAUAUUUUAUUUAAAUUUCUAUUGAUCUCAAUUAUGUGC